Messenger RNA from Bufo gargarizans (Asiatic toad), 1106 nucleotides. It is a transcript of the gene GRAP2, whose product is annotated as GRB2 related adaptor protein 2. The record is from RefSeq and is a predicted model, not a curated record. Gene Ontology annotation, molecular function: protein binding. The transcript has 7 exons. NCBI's taxonomy places the organism in Eukaryota, Metazoa, Chordata, Amphibia, Anura, Bufonidae. The coding region runs from base 157 to 672 and encodes 171 amino acids.
GUGUGGUUUAAACGACUUCUGAUUGGGGCAUCAUGGGGAAUGUUACACAGAGGAACCUUAGUGGAACUCGAAGUUACACUUUUAUAAGACAGAACUGACUUUAGAGCAUCGGUCUCGGAUUUAAUGCAGAAGAUAUAAGGUAAAGCAGCGAGGAGGAUGGAGGCCCGUGCUCUAUACGAGUUCAAUGCAUCUGGGGAAGAUGAACUUAGUUUCAAAAAAGGAGACAUAUUGAAGCAGUAUCUCUGGAACAGGGGACAGGAAGAAAAUGUCAUCGCUUUGAUGCACGGGGAACUGGAGGACAGCCAGAUCCUUGCCUCAGACGAUAACUGGUUUAAGGCAGAACUUAGGGCCAAUGAGGGAUAUGUUCCCAAAAACUAUGUGGAAAUGCAAACGCCAAGUUGGUUUUGCGAAAAAUCUACUCGUGUUGAAGCUGAGAACGUCCUCAUGAGCAAGCAGGUGGGAUAUUUCAUUAUCCGUGCAAGUCAAACAUCUAGAGGGGAAUUCUCCAUCUCAGUCAGACAUGAGGAAGAUGUGCAGCAUUUCAAAGUCAUAAGAGACAAGUCAGGAAAUUACAGCUUAUGGACAGAAAAAUUCAAGUCACUCAACAAACUUGUUGAAUAUUACAAAAACGUGUCCAUCUCUCGACAGAAUCAUGUCUUACUUCAGGACUGAAGACUCUCCCCAACCACAGGCGGUAUCACUACCAAGAAAAACUCGGCUUGUAAAAGCUCUGUAUGACUUUAAAGCCCUAGAACCGGAUGAACUUAGUUUCCAAGUCAAUGACAUCAUUGAAGUGAUGGAAGUCUCUAACGAUUCCUGGUGGCUUGGAAAGCUGGGACACAAAACAGGUCUCUUUCCAUCUAACUACGUAGCAAACAUUGACCGAUGACAGCAGGAGGCAGAGGGACUGAAAUAUUCACCCAGCGGAAAUUCCAGGAUUCUACCAAUCUGUUUCUCACUGGUUUACCAACUUUAGAGAAUAAUACCCACUUACAGCUUAUAGUGACAUGUAGUAUUUAUUGGGGGUUGGGGUCCUGAGUUUUCUAUAUCUUCUCUUUUCACAUGUUACUAUUUCUCUGCUGUAAUAAAAAAAAAUAAUCCUUGUG